This is a messenger RNA of Sphaerodactylus townsendi, 1666 nucleotides long. RefSeq names its product serpin family H member 1 (gene SERPINH1). Gene Ontology annotation, cellular component: endoplasmic reticulum. NCBI's taxonomy places the organism in Eukaryota, Metazoa, Chordata, Lepidosauria, Squamata, Sphaerodactylidae. The transcript has 6 exons. Gene Ontology annotation, biological process: negative regulation of endopeptidase activity; collagen fibril organization. The record is from RefSeq and is a predicted model, not a curated record. Gene Ontology annotation, molecular function: serine-type endopeptidase inhibitor activity; collagen binding. The coding region runs from base 260 to 1474 and encodes 404 amino acids.
GGGGUGGGGCCCGGCGGCGCCUCCGGAGAACUUUUUCUUCCUCCCAAGUUUCCAGAAGUUUCUCCGGCGGCUUUAAAUAGCCCCCUCCCGCCGGCGGGGCUCUGCAGACAGGGCAGCAGCUGCAGGCGGGACCCCUGCCAACCUCUGCAAGCGAGCGGGCCCCGGGCAGGCCGCGGUUCUCCAGAAUGAAAAAGGGAAACGUUGACCACACUAAGAAAAAGUUUCAAGGUUCAGGUUUUCCCCAAGUCUUACAGAAAUCAUGUGGGUGUUCACACUCCUGGCGCUCAGCGCCGUCGCCGCCGUGCCCUCGGAAAAGAAAAAGUUGAGCGAUAAAGCAACGGCCCUGGCUGACCGGAGCACCAACCUGGCCUUCAGCCUUUACCACGCGAUGGCCAAGGAUAAGAACAUGGAGAACAUCCUCUUGUCUCCGGUGGUGGUGGCGUCCUCCCUCGGUCUGGUGUCCCUGGGGGGCAAGGCUUCCACGGCGUCCCAAGCCAAGGCCCUGCUCAGCGCCGACAAACUGAACGACGACUACGUCCACAGCGGCCUGUCGGAGCUCCUCAGCGACGUGAGCAACUCCACCGCCCGCAACGUCACGUGGAAGAUCGGCAGCCGCCUCUACGGCCCCAGCUCCAUCACCUUCGCCGACGACUUCGUCAAGAGCAGCAAGAAGCAUUACAACUACGACCACUCCAAGAUAAACUUCCGGGACAAGCGGAGCGCCGUGAAGUCCAUCAACGAGUGGGCGGCGCAGACCACGGACGGCAAACUGCCCGAGGUCACCAAGGACGUGGACAAGACCGACGGGGCCUUGAUUGUCAACGCCAUGUUCUUCAAACCUCACUGGGACGAGAGAUUCCAUCACAAGAUGGUCGACAACCGGGGCUUUAUGGUCACCCGUUCCUACACAGUGGGCAUUCCCAUGAUGCACCGCACAGGCCUGUACCCAUAUUACAACGACGAGGCAGAGAAUCUGCAGAUAGUGGAAAUGCCCCUGGCCCACAAGCUGUCCAGCAUGAUCUUCAUCUUGCCGAACCACGUGGAGCCGCUGGAGCGAGUGGAGAAGAUGCUGACCAGGGAGCAGCUGAAGACUUGGAUGGGCAAGCUGAAGAAGAGGUCGGUGGCCAUCUCCCUCCCCAAGGUCAGCCUGGAAGUCAGCCACGACCUCCACAAACACUUGGCCGAUCUCGGCUUAACCGAAGCCGUCGACAAGAACAAGGCCGACCUGUCCAAGAUUUCGGGCAAGAAGGACCUCUACCUCGCCAACGUCUUCCACGCGGCGGCUCUGGAGUGGGACACGGAGGGAAACCCCUACGAGGGCGACAUCUACGCUCUAGAAGAGAUGAAGAACCCCAAACUCUUCUACGUCGAUCACCCGUUCGUCUUCCUCAUCAAGGACAAUAAGACAAAUUCCAUCCUCUUCAUCGGCCGGCUAGUCAGGCCCAAAGGGGAGAAAAUGCGAGACGAAUUGUAGUGUGCGGCUGGGGCAAAAUUGGGUGGGGGGUGGGGAGGGAGGGGGCAUGUUAGGUAUCCUGUAUGAACCCACUGGUGCUACUUAGGACCACCGUGAGCAGACUCUUGCCCUUGCUGUUACCUUUCGGGGGGGAGGGCACAGUUGUUUGGCAAGGUAUUCCUGUGAACAACUGUGAAGGAAUCUGUUACCUUG